UCUCUCUCUCUCUCUCUCUCUCUCUCUCUCUCUCUCUCUCUCUCUCUCUCUCUCUCUCUCUCUCUCUCCUUCCUCUCUUGCCUCUGUCCUCACGAGCUGAGUAGGGCAGUGCCCAUACUGGUGUCUCCACAGCAUUUGCCAGUUGUACACAAUCUGUUACUCCGAUAGCUCUGCUGCCCAGCUAGCCCUCCUGGAUUAACAGCCCUGGAAUUUGUGGAUGACCACUGCCCCAGAACCCUAAGCUGGGCAGCUGGGCAGCUGGCCAGCACCAGCAUCCUUCCUGUUAUCUGAAAAGCAAAAUGGGAGACAGAGAGCCCCUGCUGGGAGGAAGCCAGGUCAUUGGAUGAAUGUGCUUGCUUUGGACAGGACUUUCUUUAUUGAGCCUGUUUGCACACACUCACCACCUUCUGUGUGAUUCUGGACCUGUAGUAAUGUGUGUCCACCCUGGAGCACUGGUCCUUCAGUGAAGCCUGAAGCAUGAGCACCAGCAGCCACGCAUGCCCAGUCCCGGCAGUGCGUGGACACAUGACUCACUACCCAGCUGCACCCUACCCAUUACUGUUCCCCCCUGUCAUCAGAGGACUCUCCCUGCCUCCACUCCAUGGGCUCCAUGGCCACCCACCUCCCAGUGGAUGCAGCACCCCAUCACCAGCCAGUGUGGGGCAGGCAUGUCAGAGGACAACUGGUGGAAGUCAGUUUGCAGCUUCUACCAAGUGGACACCAAGCUUGAAUGCAGCCAUCGAGACACAGAGUACCAGCUCUGAGGAGCUCGUCCCGAGCCCACCAUCUCCACUUCCUCCUCCUCGGGUGUACAAGCCCUGCUUCGUUUGCCAGGACAAGUCAUCGGGCUACCACUAUGGCGUCAGUGCCUGCGAGGGGUGCAAGGGCUUUUUCCGCAGAAGUAUUCAGAAGAACAUGAUCUACACUUGCCAUCGAGAUAAGAACUGCGUCAUUAACAAGGUCACUAGGAACCGAUGCCAGUACUGCCGCCUGCAGAAGUGCUUUGAAGUGGGCAUGUCCAAAGAGUCUGUUAGGAAUGACAGGAACAAGAAAAAGAAGGAGCCUUCAAAGCAGGAAUGCACAGAGAGCUAUGAGAUGACAGCGGAGCUAGACGACCUCACUGAGAAGAUCCGGAAAGCCCACCAGGAAACCUUUCCCUCACUCUGCCAGCUGGGUAAAUACACCACGAAUUCCAGCGCUGACCACCGGGUCCGAUUGGACUUGGGCCUCUGGGACAAAUUCAGUGAGCUGGCCACCAAGUGCAUUAUUAAGAUCGUGGAGUUCGCCAAGCGUCUGCCGGGCUUCACAGGUCUGACCAUCGCAGACCAGAUCACCCUGCUCAAAGCCGCCUGCUUGGAUAUCUUGAUUCUCAGAAUUUGUACCAGGUAUACCCCAGAGCAAGACACCAUGACUUUCUCUGAUGGCCUUACACUAAAUCGAACUCAGAUGCACAAUGCUGGCUUCGGUCCUCUGACUGACCUUGUGUUCACCUUUGCCAACCAGCUCCUGCCUUUGGAAAUGGAUGACACAGAAACAGGCCUUCUCAGUGCCAUCUGUUUAAUCUGUGGAGACCGCCAGGACCUUGAGGAACCAACAAAAGUAGACAAGCUCCAAGAACCACUGCUGGAAGCACUAAAGAUUUACAUUAGAAAACGACGACCCAGCAAGCCUCACAUGUUUCCAAAGAUCUUAAUGAAAAUCACAGAUCUCCGCAGCAUCAGCGCGAAAGGUGCCGAACGUGUAAUUACCUUGAAAAUGGAAAUUCCUGGAUCAAUGCCACCUCUCAUUCAGGAAAUGCUGGAGAAUUCUGAAGGACAUGAACCCUUGACCCCAAGUUCAAGUGGGAAUAUAGCAGAGCACAGUCCCAGCGUGUCCCCCAGCUCAGUGGAGAACAGUGGAGUCAGUCAGUCACCACUGCUGCAGUGAGACAUUUCCAGCUGUUGCAGACAUUCCCCAGGACCUUCAGUUCCAGAUUGAAAAUGCAAGGAAAACAUUUUUACUGCUGCUUAGUUUUUGAACUGAAAUAUGUUAAACUCAAAAAGGACCAAGAAGUUUUCAUAUGUAUCAAUAUAUAUUCCUUACUGUAUAACUUCCCUAGAAAUACAAACUUUUCAAAUUCUGAAAAUCAGCCAUUUCAUGCCACCAGAAUCUAGUUUAAAGCUUCUACUUUCCUCUCUGAAUAGUCAAGAUGCAUGGCAAAGACCCAGUUGAGAUGAUUUAGCCCUGGUUAAGUUUCUGAAGACUUUGUACAUAUAGAAGUACGGCUCUGUUCUUUCUAUACUGUAUGUUGGUGCUUUCUUUUGUCUUGCAUACUCAAUAACCAAGACACCGAGGUUGUGGAGUAAACCACUGUACAUCCACUGUACGUCCUGCUUUCAUGAAUAACCAGGCCUCACGGUAAGGAACCAGGGCCUCUGUACAGUACAAGAUGACACUAAAGACACUCUGGUUUAAGUAGUGUGGAAGCUUCUCCUUGCUUUUUGAUGCUCUCAAGCUUCAUUCUUUCCCUUAUGUUGCCCAGAUAGAGUACACCACUUCACUGCACUAGCAGAAUUCUGUAUCACUGAAACUGCCAGUUCAGUUAAUCCAACAUCAUUGUUCAAUUGUUAAUGAUGUCACUUUAAAUUAAAAGUGGUUUGUUCCUUAAUGACACAACUACCGAAUGAAAAAAAAAAUGAAGCAUUUUUACAGUCAUGAUAGCCUCCAAGGCAAAAACACUGUCCAGUGUUAAUAAGUUUGUUUACCUGUUCACAAGCCAUUGGAGAAAUAUCACAGGAUAAUCAGCAAGUUAGUCUGCCGUCUGGACUCUAGUAGCCCAGUGUCCUUGCUGACUCAGGCCUGAUCCUGGGAUUUCCCCCAGUCUUGAUGCUUGAAGGUAUGGGCAAGUGGCCUCCUCUGGCCUUGUUCAAUCACCAUGAUGCAGACUGACAGCUCUGGGAGAAUGAGUGGUUGACAGACUCAAGUGUCGGCUUCUGAGUUCUCAUGUAAGCACUAGUGGAAUUUUUGUUUGUUCGUUUUUGAUAUAUUAGCAAAAGUCUGUGAUGUACCACUAGCUCUGUUUGUACAUUGAGAUGGUUUAACAGUGCUUUCUAUGUUCAUAUACUGUUUACCUUUUUCCAUGGAGUCUCCUGGCAAAGAAUAAAUAUAUUUAUUUUAAA
Molecule: messenger RNA, 3158 nt
Organism: Mus musculus (house mouse)
Lineage: Eukaryota; Metazoa; Chordata; Mammalia; Rodentia; Muridae
Gene: Rarb
Product: retinoic acid receptor, beta
Exons: 10
Coding region: 478-1926 (482 amino acids)
Biological process (GO): embryonic morphogenesis; outflow tract septum morphogenesis; embryonic digestive tract development
Cellular component (GO): nucleoplasm; cytoplasm; nucleus
Molecular function (GO): zinc ion binding; DNA-binding transcription factor activity; RNA polymerase II transcription regulatory region sequence-specific DNA binding
Source: RefSeq, marked validated